Chara braunii is the source of this 2532-nucleotide messenger RNA. NCBI's taxonomy places the organism in Eukaryota, Viridiplantae, Streptophyta, Charophyceae, Charales, Characeae. The record is from the annotation of a GenBank genome assembly.
CAAAAAGGAACAGCGAAAGCACAACGCUCGGCUAGAAGCCAUGAUGAGAAACAUGCGGCCCAUCGCGGUGCGUGCCCCUCCGAUUCAACAAGGACUGGCCCCGGCGCAUGUUCUCGGAGGAGCUGCAAGCAAUCUGAAUGUUUGUUAUGCAUGCCAUCAGCGAGGACAUCUAGCCCGUGAUUGCCCCCACCGACUCCCGCAACAACGGGUCGGAGUUGCACCAAUGGCCGCAACUCCUAUCGCUAAUGGACCUGGAAGGGUAGGAGCCCUGGUGGAAGAGAUGGAAGGUGGGGGAAGUGCGUUAGCAACUACGGAAGAAGCCGCUGAGCUCAUCCCGUUAGAUCAGUAUGUAUCGCUUGGUUAUCCUGGGCUUGGAAUGAUUGGAACGAUCAGACCGGCGCCGGAACCGAAAGAAGUGGCGGAAUGGCGACCUUCUCCUGGAGAGAUGGAGUCGGGAGGACCCACCUUCGUCACAGGGGAAAUCGACGUACUGAACAUCAUCCGGGCCUUGGAUCAUCGGAUUCCACUUCCGAUUGGCCAUCUGCUCUCCAUCUCAGAACAGGCUAAUGAGCGGAUGCUACAGCACUGCAAGGCGAACCGAAAACGAUUCGCCCUCGCCCGAACCAUGAACGUAAAGGCUAAAAGUCCCCUACCAGAAGGAAACAUGGCUGGCACGACAGAUCCAAUACGGGUAGGACUAAUACAGAAAGACGACCAUUUCCUACGGAUUAAACCCAUCCCGUGGAAAUCUGCGGAAUGCGAUAUUGAAAUAUGGGGGAUUCUGUACAACGCAAUCAUUGAUUCGGGAGCUGCUGUUUUGGCUAUCUCGCUGAGAGUAGUUGAGAGGGAAGGUAGGAAAAACGACCUGAUCAUGCUUACAGAAAAGGAUCAGCUCGUUUCGGCAGACGAAGAAAAUAUUAAAACAGUGGGAACAAUGACCAAUGUCGCUUUCCGAUUGGGAAAAGUGCAUGCACUGGGAGAUGUCGUGGUGUUAGAUGUAAAUACCUACGACGUUCUUUUUGGACUUCCCGCUCUUGUGGCAUUACGAGAGAACCUGGAUUUCGAGCGAAGGACAAUCAUCCUCCGAAAUACAGGAGGAAAACCCUAUGCUGUACCUUUGAGACUGACCCUUCGUACUACCAUCAACGCAGUUCUGCGAGUUUCACUGAUGUUAGCAGGGACCCUCCGUAUGAUCGUCUGGGAAGACUCCGCAGACGAUGAGCCAUCAUCAAAGGAUGCGGAUAGCAGUGACGAAAAUGAUCCAGAAAUCUUGAAGCUAGCGCGACAGCGUAUUUAUUACCCGCCGCCCCGAACGAUCGCAAGAACGAUGCAUCUAACCAGUCGAAAUAUCCAAAGGACCAAGGCGAUGAUUUUGGGUGAACCCCUCGUACAGAUUUCGAGGAUGGUCGAUUCCUUUGAACCCCCUCAAACCCAGUACGAAGGAAUCUCCGCUCUCCUCGCCCGAUAUAACGACAAGAAGCACUACUGCGAUAUAACCGAUCUACCAAAGUCCCUAUUGACACCUGCAAAAGAGUGGAGACGUUGGCGAGAGCACUUCGUUGAGCUAUCGGUGUGUCWGGUUGGAGUAAGGGUCACRUGGACGCAGCACGGAGAUCACCGCCAGUGGGCCGAGUACCUCGAGCUGCUUAUCAUCCAAGCGUGGCGAACGGAAGUGGAGGGCGAUCUGCUCGGAUUCCUCUUCGGAUCGGUGYGGCCCGAUCACCGCCAACCGAUCGUACACAAGUUAACGGUCSCCCUUGCGCAGCUGGCCGACGAUCUCCCACUCGAGAUCRUCUCGCAGAGCGACGACAGCCCGGUCCCACACGUUCUCACGCGGACCUUGGCGCCAUAUCUUCAGUGGUCGGCGUGCUUGGAGGAACCAGGAAGCAGCCCCAACCCACCAUCGCAGCGCGAUUAUCUGGACCCGCAMGAGAUAGUCGACCUCACCUUUUUCCAAGAUCGGACGGCUUCCRAAAACGAGGAGGUAGAGAUUGAAGCGGAAGAAGAGAGCUCGGGAGAAGAAGAAGCCGAGGAAGAGGCCGACGAUGAAGAAACUCCCGAAGAGGGGAGUUACAGUGAGCAYAGCGAAGGGGAGCAAAGUGAGGAGGACGACAAGGAAGAGGAAGAAGACCAGCAGGAAUUAGAGGAGUCGGAAUACGAAGGAUUUGAGGAGGAAGUGCGUGACGAGGCUCGGGCGCAGGCCGAGGCGCAGAAGAGAGAAGAAAUCGCGGCCGGGAAGAGACAGCUGGAGUUCGCCAGCGCAGCCGGCCAGCCGCUCACCGACGAUCCGGCCCGGGAUCCAGAGCCGCCUAAGCCCGAGGAUGGAGAGACAGUUGGCGAGACUUCGGCCCCACCAGCGAGAAGGCGACGAAGCCGAUCCCCCUCCCCCUCCACCUCCGACCGCCCACCAACUCGUCCACGUACCGAUGCGGGGCAUCGGGCUUCGUCCCCGGUCGUUAUCCCGCCGUCCCCUUGACCACCUCUCCUUCCGCCAGAUCUCUACUCGCGUCACCUUCCCCGCCAAUCCCUUUC